This is a messenger RNA of Rhodofomes roseus, 1841 nucleotides long. RefSeq lists its product as uncharacterized. Gene Ontology annotation, cellular component: dynactin complex; cytoplasm. The transcript has 5 exons. Bases 27 to 1346 code for a protein of 439 amino acids. Gene Ontology annotation, biological process: mitotic spindle organization. The record is from RefSeq and is a predicted model, not a curated record. NCBI's taxonomy places the organism in Eukaryota, Fungi, Basidiomycota, Agaricomycetes, Polyporales, Fomitopsidaceae.
CAGUAGGUUGCCCUCGCACGACGACGAUGGCGAUGAGCGCGAAAUAUGCAAACCUUCCCGAUAUCGAUACAGCUCCGGACGUUUAUGAAACCGAGGAUGCGUUCCCUUCCUCCCAUGAUACUAAAGGCGACUCAAGCGAUGAGGAAAUAGCCUUGUCGGCGAGACCGACGGUCCGCGGGAGGAAUGGAGAGGUGGUUGGACGCGAGGAACUGGAUGGUACUCACUUGAGCCCAGAGGAAGCCAGUAGGAAGUUCCGGAAAGCAGAGAAGAAGCAUCACCGUCCACGAAUACAGUAUGUCUAUCCUCCAUCCCCGACUUCCGACACAUCACCGCCGUCAACGCCUUCUGUCACUCCUUCUCUGCCGCUAUCGCACAGACUCCGGCUGUUGCAGGCGGAGCUGUCCACACUCGAGACCGAGUUGGCAGACCCGUCAAACCCAUUGUUGCAGAAAGAGCGAGAAGCGGGGCAUGACCCAGGUGAGCUCAUCCGGGGAAUGGUGGAUGUCAAGAGCCGGUUGGACAAAAUCAGUAAGGUGAAGGAGGGGAAGGGCAAACUGGUCAGUGUUGUUCUUGGAGAAGAAUCCGCGGACGAACAAGAUGGCGCCAGGGCAGGGAUUAAAGAGGGAAAGGACACCGGCAAGCGCACGCCGUAUGAUCAUGUCGUCCCGCCGUCCACAGGCUCUAGAACCCCUGACGUCAAAGAUAUUGUCGACAUGGACCGCCGCGUCGGUGAAUUAGAGAAGGUUGUUGGUGCCUCGAGCACUGCUCUGGAUGAGCUCUCCCCAUUGCCACCGCCGCUUCUUCCUAUGCUGACUCGCCUCAAUGCGCAAUUAACACUCCUCACUCAACCGCGCCAUGUCGACUCAAUAUCUCGCCGUCUGAAAUUACUUCUGUCGGAUCUCGAGCGCGUGUCAAGCGCCAGUGCCCAUCCACAUGGUUCUCAGCGCCGCCAGUCCUCCCAUCACGCACCGACCCCCGCAUCGCCGCAUCCCGCGGCCGCGAGCGGCUCCGCUCCUACGAUACCCGCCGCACUUUAUGACCAGCUCACUCCGAUCCUGACACGUCUCGCACCGCUUCUGCCACAUAUACCCCAUGUUCUCACCCGCUUACGCACGCUGUCUGCCCUUCACACGUCGGCCGCUGGUUUCCAGAGUACCCUGGAAAGCCUCGAGGAGGAACAGAAGAAGGUUAGAGCAGCCUUGGAAGAGCUCGAACGCGCUGUCAAUGGCGUUGAGAGCAGUAUCAAGGAAAACGAGGAGGUCAUCAAGAAGAAUGUCAAGGAACUGGACGACCGGGUCGAGGAUGUAGGACGGAGAGUGGACGAGUUACGCGUCAGCAAAGGUUGAUUGUAUUGCGCUGUCAUUCUCCAGGGCCGGCUGUUAUACCACUCCGAUGGUCUUGUAUACCGUAUCUGUCCCAGAUACUUGAUUCUAUCUCCUUGAAGGCACGUACCUCCGAUGUCGGCGGAAGCGGUAGAUAAUGUGCGUACUCACAAGACGUGUGUGGUUCGGCGCUUACCUUUUCAAGGUGCUUUGUUCUUGCGUGAAUGCGAUAUCGUCAUUUCAAGCACUGCAAUGACAGUUGCUGGUAUGCUUCCAUUCCUACCGUCGGCAUACGUAACGCCAGCUAUGCAUGCGAGAAGGCAAACACAAUCGGACUGCCAGAUGCGUCGUAGACGCCAGAUGUGUCUACAGGCUACAGCCAAGUGUACUGUCCGGUAUCCCAUGGCUGUAAACAGCGCCCAAUGGACGGUAACUACUUUAAUUCAGAGUGAAACGGAGUCGUAUUUUCGAGGGUUGUGACAUCGUCAUUCGGUGAAUACAGCAGUAGACAAUGUCUAU